UGGUUUCGUGAAAGUUACCCAAAAACAACUAUUAAAUCGCCGAACCCGCCAUCUGUCUCCGAACUCAGAAGAACGCUGCCGCCUGAAGUAAAUGCAUAAGAAAAACUUCAUCUUUCUCCUUUUCUCUCAACUAAUAAUUUCACACUCAUAGCCUCUCUUCAUCCAUCUAUCGAUCUCUUCUCACUGAAUCGCGAGCUUAUCUGCGAUUUCUUUCUUAUGGGUGCUGCCUGAUUCGUGCUAUGGACCAGAAGGAUAGAGCAACAGCUUCCUUGCUCAAGCGUGUUUUAGUUUCUUGUGCGUCUCAGGCAAAACAAUAUGGGGGUUGUGUUGCGGCGAAGGUUCCAAAAGUUGAACGUGAUAUGUGUUUGAAAGAAUUUAUUGCACUAAAGUCUUGCAUGCAAAAUACGCUUCGGGGGAAAUGAUAAGCAUCAUUGCUUUAUUGAAGAAAAUAUCAAUAUCAGUUGUAAAGCUUGGAGCAGUAGAAGAAAAUUUCUACAUUCACGACAUUGAAGCGUAUGUGUGAGGUUUGAGUGAACGAGCUUAAUUUGGAUUGCAUAAAUUGCUUGGUUCCAUUUUCAGAAACUUUUCUCUGAGGUUAAGAGGUGACUUGAUAAAAUGUCUGGAAGACCAUCAAGAUUACAACCUGGUGCUGGUCUAAGCAAAUCCAGUGCUCUCUCCCAUGUUUAUAUACAAUAUCCACCUUUACGAUGUAGAAUUCCUGGAUCAAGGGGAUUAUUUUUUGAUGAUGGAAAUAAGUUAUUGAUCUGCCCAAUCUUGGAUCAGAUCUUCUCAUGGAAAACUGUUCCCUUUAAUCCUGGUGUGGCUUAUACCAGUGAUGCAAUUACAGAAGGGCCCAUUUUAUCUGUUCGAUAUUCUUUAGACUUGAAGAUUAUUGCAAUACAAAGAUCAAGUCAUGAAAUACAGUUUUUGAUUAGAGAAACAGGUCAAACUUUUAGUCAGAAAUGUAGACAAGAGUCGGAGAGCAUUCUGGGAUUUUUCUGGACGGAUUGUCCCUUGUGCAAUAUUGUAUUUGUGAAGACCAGUGGGCUGGACUUGUUUGCUUAUAGUUCUGAUUCAAAGUCUUUGCAUUUGGUGGAGUCAAAGAAAUUGAAUGUGAGCUGGUAUGCCUAUACGCACGAAAGUCGAUUGGUGCUUAUGGCUUCUGGAAUGCAGUGCAAAACUUUUCAUGGAUUUCAGCUUUCAGCAGCAGGGAUUGUUCGCUUGCCAAAGUUUGAAAUGGCGAUGGCAAAAUCUGAUGCUAACAGCAAGCCUGUCCUAGCCACAGAGGACGUCUUUAUUGUCACUGUCUAUGGAAGAAUAUAUUGCUUGCAAGUAGAUAGAAUUGCAAUGCUACUUCAUACCUACAGGUUCUAUCGUGAUGCAGUUGUGCAGCAGGGUUCUUUGCCAAUCUACUCGAGCUGGAUUGCUGUGAGUGUGGUUGACAACGUGUUACUUGUUCAUCAAGUUGAUGCAAAAGUAGUUAUUCUUUAUGAUAUUUUUACUGAUUCGAGGGCACCCAUAUCUGCCCCACUUCCUUUGUUGUCGAGAGGUUUUCCUGGACCCAAUAUUGAUGUCCGAAGUAGUAAGCAAGAUAGUGCUAGUUUAGAAGUUGAUGCGGUACCUGAUGAAGCAAUUGUUUACGGGGAUGGUUGGAAGUUUCUUGUCCCAGACCUGAUUUGUGAUCAUGUCAACAAAUUAGUAUGGAAGAUACAUAUAGACUUAGAGGCAAUUGCUUCAAGUAGCUCUGAAGUGCCAUCACUUCUAGAAUUCUUGCAGCGACGUAAAUUAGAAGUUAGCAAGGCUAAACAGUUGUGCUUGACCUUGACAAGAACUAUGAUCCUUGAGCACAGGCCGGUGGCUAGUGUUGCUAAGGCUAUAGAUGUUCUAAUCUCAUCAUAUACUCGCUCAAGCAAAAUAGGUCAUAAUAUCAAGGAAUCAAAAACCGACGGAUCGCAAUCGGUUGUGCCUCAAGAUAGUGGCUCUGGCCCUGUACCUGGUUCUAAUAACCGUGAUUCAACUGCUGGAGUGGAAAGUGAAGCUCUUCACAGAACUUCAAUAUUUCCAUCUUCGGAUUCUGAGGAAAAUGCUGACAUUGAACAACUAAGUACAGUUCCAGGCAACCAUCAGUCUAUAGUUGAAGCUCAGGCAUCAUCUUCACACUAUCAACAUCUUGGCCCUGGAUGUAUUCGGUUGAAUGACAAUGUCUCUGAUGAGGGAUCUAUGAUUUCGUCACCAUCUAUCUCACCAGAUGAGAUGUACAGCUUUGUGUUCGCUCCCAUUGAGGAAGAGAUAGUCGGAGACCUUUCUUACUUGCUGGCUAUAAUUAUCGAGUUCCUCCGCAGGGUUAACAUGGAAAAGAUCAAAGUAAACCCAAACAUCUAUGUCUUGACAGUUCAAAUAUUAGCUCGCAAUGAACGAUACACAGAAAUUGGAUUAUUUGUGCAGCAAAAGAUUCUAGAACCUUCUAAAGAGGUUGCCUUGCAAUUAUUGGAGUCUGGUCGCAAUAAUUUCCCGACAAGGAAACUGGGUCUGGAUAUGCUCCGGCAGCUUUCUCUACAUCAUGAUUAUGUGUCGCUGCUCGUGCAAGAUGGAUAUUACCUCGAAGCAUUGCGCUACACAAGGAAGUUUAAGGUUGACACAGUCCGGCCGGCCUUGUUUCUUCAAGCCGCUUUUGCAACCAACGACUCGCAACGUUUGGCAGCAGUUUUGAGAUUCCUGUCAGAUUUAACUCCUGGAAUAAAAAAUAGCUCAGAUUACAUUAGAUACCAUCAGAUCCUCACUGAAAUGAACUCUUGUGCUUCUGCUUGAGAUUUCCAAAAUCCAGUUCAUUGCACGGAUGGAACAGCAAAUGUCAAGGAAGCUCUUGCCCUUUUUAAGAUGAAAAUGUCUGAUGUUUCUAUCAACAAGAUCCUGAGAUAUAGAUGCCACAACCUCCCUAUAAACAAGGGAAGAAAAAUGGGUGAAGUAGUGAAGAUGCUGCAAAUGGAGACUACAGAGAUUAAAUGGUCACCCCCUCCCUAGAAAAAAGAAAAGGGGAAGAAAAUAAAUAAGCUACACUUCACUCUAGCAAAUAGUUGGAUACCACAAAUUGAUUAUUGAUUUACUGAAAUAAUCCUGAAUCUUCUCAUGUGAGAGAUGAAAUAACUUAGUUCACUCAAGGUAUCAACAAAUCAGGUAUAUGCUAAAUCAACAUUAUCACUACUUGUUCACUCCAAA
Cucumis melo (muskmelon) is the source of this 3216-nucleotide messenger RNA. RefSeq lists its product as uncharacterized. Gene Ontology annotation, cellular component: late endosome membrane; lysosomal membrane; Mon1-Ccz1 complex. Gene Ontology annotation, biological process: regulation of autophagy. The record is from RefSeq and is a predicted model, not a curated record. The transcript is spliced from 15 exons. NCBI's taxonomy places the organism in Eukaryota, Viridiplantae, Streptophyta, Magnoliopsida, Cucurbitales, Cucurbitaceae. The coding region runs from base 616 to 2808 and encodes 730 amino acids.